Trichobilharzia szidati is the source of this 1592-nucleotide messenger RNA. NCBI's taxonomy places the organism in Eukaryota, Metazoa, Platyhelminthes, Trematoda, Strigeidida, Schistosomatidae. The record is from the annotation of a GenBank genome assembly.
AUGUCGCUCCGAAAACCGGCCCCGUUUAUUGUUUCAACAGAUGAGAGGAAAAAGAAAAAAGAAGAAAUUCAAGACAAAAACGUAGAUAUGGUCAGUCUCACACAGCUUAUUGGCCAAAAGUUAUUAUUUCAAGGCAAACCAGAAGAAGCUGUACCAGCAGCACUGCAAUGUCUGAAGUUUACAGCAGAUGCAUAUGGACUAGCUAGUGUCGAACUGGUAUCCCCAUAUCUGAUUCUCGCUGAAUCCAGUAUUGGUCUCGGUAGACUGAAUCAAGCUGAAACAUACCUUGCGCAAGCUCAAUGGACAAUACUUAAAACCCAACAUGAGUGCUCUAAUGGUAUACGAUCGCAAUUACAUCGUAAACUUGGUUUGUUGUACGCUGCUAAGGGUGACUAUGAGCUGGCACUUGAAAGCUUAGCUAAAGAUAUAUUCUAUGCAUCGUGUGAAUAUGGAACUGAUCACAUUCGCACAGCAGGUGGUUAUUUUCAAAUGGCUGAAGUAUUUUAUGCAAUGCAUCAAAGAGAUAAGAACAAUGAAAAUUUAAUAAAUCAGGAGUCGUCUGAUAAACCGUCAACAUAUGUUUAUCCUUCAGUAACACCGAGAUCUCUUGGAAUGGUUUCAACUGGAAAAACUUACGGUUCAUUCCUUUGUGAAGAAGCAACAAAGCAUGACGUUAAUUUAUCAAAAAACUCUGAGUUUUCUGUUCAGAUGCCUAUGUCAAAAGCCCCAGUUGCAGAUGAUUUAUAUGCACGCGUUGUUAAUAUAUGGGCUGCGUAUUUGGGCGAAUUGGUUGAAAGUCUGUUGUAUAAACCAGUGAUACCUGAAGGAAUUGGAGCAGUUGUGGCUGAAAUAACUCAAGAAACGAAACAGACUCUAGAUGAUGCACAAAAAGCAGAAGCUGAGAAAAUGUUAUAUGCCAUCGAGAAAUAUCGUCAACAACGCAUCAGUGAGGAUGGAACAAACGCGAUUAUGCAUAAUCCAGUUAGACCAGAUCCCAAAGUUCGAUUAUAUUUAACCCUAUCGAUGUUGAAUUAUGUUUUAGAGAGAAAGCAAAAGGCUAUACAAUAUUUAGCUGAAGCUAAGGUUGCUGCUGAACAUGCUCCAGAACAUCCAAAAAUAAAAGCCGACAUCAACUUAAUGGAACGUGCACUAGAAGAAAAGACUCAAACAAGUUGUAUAAAGGUCUCGCAAUAAGUUAUACCCCUCAUUCUCAUUGUUUCAUACUUCACCUUAUGCUUCAGUGUCUUCCCUGUUCAUUUAUUUUCUUUCGCUUUUUAAUUCCACUAAUGGUUUUGUAAGUAAUUCUCCUCUUAUCGAUAGAAAUUACCUGAAAAUUUUAAGAGUUUGCCAAACAAUUUGUUUGGAUUUUGUGAUCAUUAAAUAAAAAAUGUCAAUAAAACCGUCAGCAACAGCUAGACCAACAGUGAAUAAGGAACAAAAACAUGUCAUCCACGCUGUGUUAUAAACAUGCCAAUAGAAAGCUACAAUUUAUCGUUUUGAUUUGUAGGUGUUUUGUUUUCUGCUUUUGAAAUAUUUAUGGUUGAUAUGGCAACUGUGUAAUUCAAGGAAGUCGAAGAGUGAACUACACGUAG